AUGAAAUCGUUUUCCGAAGGAAGGAGACUUUAUGUAGGAAAUAUGCCGUACAUGGCGAAGAAGAAAGAUGUGGAAUCCCUAUUCACUGAAGGCGAGACGAUCUAUAACGUAGAGCGCAUCGAUAUAUCCAUUGACCCAUUCACCGGGCGGAAUCCAUCGUACUGCUUCGUCGAGCUGGAGACAAAGCAACAGGCAGAUCUAGCGAUUAUGGAAUUAAAUGGCAAAGACAUGUUGGGUCGUCCCGUGAAAAUCAAACCUGGAAUCCCCAAGUCGUCCAAGGAGCCCUUUGGACGAAGAGACAUGGCCACGACUCCGGAAAAACAGCCACCAAGAUUUGUCUUUGAGCGAUGGGAGAGAUCAGAUGAUGCUUCGAGUCACUGGUAUGAUUAUAGCGCCCAGGGCCGCCGUCUAUUCGUUGGAGGCCUUCCCAGGAUGCCAAACCAACCUACCGCAGACUAUGAAAUCCGGAAAUUGUUUUACGGUUUCAACAUUGAAGCCAUCAGCAAAGUUAUCUCCCCGCACCCGUCGAAACGCUCACAACCUGGAAACCAUUACUACCUCUUUGUCGACCUGGCCUCGUCGGAGGAGGCUGACCGCGCCAUCGAAGCCCUAACCGGUGUCAGCGCUGUCUGGGGCAGUCGGGUACACAUAAACAAGGCCCGCGGAAACUCGCACAAACCCGCUGAGCGCGACCGAUGGGAAGGGAACAGCAAGGCACACAAUGGAAGCGAUGAUCAGAAUGAUGAUGGCAGCAGUGGGCAAUCAGCUACGGGUGCGGAAUCUGACCGUCCACCACGAUCACGUUGGGCACUGCCAGGCGGAUUUGGAGACGAAGCCGGGGCGUCUUCAACCCAGUCUGCUCGCGUGGAGUCGCCACCAUAG
Molecule: messenger RNA, 882 nt
Organism: Paracoccidioides brasiliensis Pb18
Exons: 3
Coding region: 1-882 (293 amino acids)
Molecular function (GO): RNA binding
Source: RefSeq, a predicted model, not a curated record